GCUGGCUUUGUUUCAUUACCCACUCUUGCGUCCGGCCACCACCCCUUAAAAUAAACUUCUUGAUUUUUAUUUUGAAAUGUACAAAUCCCCAUUUAAACCGUAUUGUUUUUUAAACAAUUAAUCGUAUGUUUUUAUCUGUCGGGAGUGAUUGACUUGUCUCAACUUCAAAAACCACCCUUCAUGUUGGAGGUUUCAUUCAACCACUACAUUCUUCGUAUAUGUUUUUUGAUCACUGUUACAAUAAUAAAGAAAUACUUUAAAGGUCGGCUCCAAACGAUGUCUAUGUUCGGGACGAUGAAGCGCCACAAGGAGAAAUCUUUCCAGUUAUUGGAUUAUACCACUUACGGUGAGGAAGCGAGUUGUGUGAAGCUUGUAAGUGAGGAUGUACGAGUGAUAUCUAGUCAAGGAGACCAUACAACAGGAAGUUCCAAGGUGAAAAUGCACAACAUCGUCGAUUAUUCCUGGGAGGAGAAAUUUUAUGCGGGCCAGUUGCUUGCCGUUCAUAUGGGUGGGAAGUACUUUGCUUAUGGCAUAAAAGCUGUCAAUAAGACACAAAGUGUAAUAAGAGUUAUCAACAGAGAAACUUCAAAAAGGGCACUGAUUAAAGGCAUAGAGGGGAUGAUAGAAGAUCUUGCAUUUGCGUUUAUUCCAAAUAAAGUAAUUUUAGCUUGCCUUGACUGUAGCGGAGCUGUUCAAGUUCACAACAUUGAACAAGAAGGAAAUGAAAUUACCUGCAAAUUAAUAUUACACAUCCUUGUGGUAAAGGAUGAUACGCUUGAAACGUAUUUGCCCAGACGUGUAUUCUGGUGUCCUUAUAUGACAGAGGAUGAGAAUGCAGCUGCAAGAGACCCUUAUGAAGAUGAAAUACGCCAUUUGCUUGCCGUCACCAGGGAUAACAAAAUUGAAAUGUGGAACGUUGCUGUGGUAUCUAGAAACCACGGUUCAGGCCCUUUAAUGUCUGAACAGAUCAGCGAAGGUUUUCUGGAAAUUGAAGUGUCGACACAUUUAAUUUCAGAUGCGGCUUUCUCUCCUGAUGGGACAGCAAUCGCGACUGCUAGUUACGAUGGGAAAUGCAAAUUUUUCCAGGUUUAUAUGUAUGGGGAAGAAGAACCAAGGUGUUUGCAUGAAUGGGAGCCACACGGCGGUGAAGCCGUCACGACUCUUCUCUUCCUCGACAAUCUUAGAAAUCCGCAUCCAGACUUCCAAUUUUGGAAAUUCGCUAUGACAGGUGCUAAGAACAAUUGUGAACUGAAGUUGUGGUCUUGUGAGACUUGGGAAUGCUUGCAAACGAUCACAUUUUCCUCGAGUGUUCCAAGAGGAAACAAACAGCUCAAAGCUGGUAUUGAUCUUGCUGCUGGUUACAUCUUACUGUCCGACAUGUUUUCAAGGCUAUUGUACAUUAUGGAACUUCAGAAGAAAACCAAUGAAACCCAACCCUUUGUGCAAACAAUUACAGAGUUCAAAUUACCAUGUGCCAUACUUAGUUUUGGAAUUGUGGAUGCUGGGCCUAAAGUAUUCAAAGCCAACACGUCAUUCAGCCUCGAAGAUCUCUGCAAUGGUGAAGGUGAUGAAGAAAGUCAAAUGGCUGUUUUGGUGCGGAUGUUUGUAGUGCAACCUAAAUCUCUCCAGGAGUGCCAUAUAGUUUUUCAAACAUCGAAUGCGAUUUUAGUCCCUCCACAAAUGAAUAAAUUUGUAUCCCGUAAAAUACCAAGCUUGCCUGAACUGACAGAGAAUACCAAUUCAGGAAAUAGCACAUCCUCGCAACAGCCAGUUCAGCUUAAUUUGAUGAAACCGGAAGCAUUUCACUCUCCAGCCAGAGAAUCACCAACGACAAUAAGGGAAAGUGGAAAUUCUAGUGAUAGAGAAUCCCAAAAUCUGAAAACAUACGCAGCAAACACUGUUUUAAUCAGCUCAAAUGAGGUUACAACUGCUGGGGGCUUUGUUAGUGCUGGUAGUUCUCCGAGCAGGGAGGUACAAGAAAUUCUGUCAUCUCCACGCUUUUUCAAUCAGUCAACGCAACAGCCAUCUGAGCAUACUCCAAACAAUCUAUCUUGUCCAGUCAGCUUGCCCAAUGAUAAGCUGCGAGGGCUUGAAUCAGCGAUUCAUACGCUUUCAAGUGACAUUUCUUCAUUAACACAUUUGAUAUCCAAACAAAAUAGUGAAAUUGAGGCAUUGAAAGAAAAUAUAAGAAGAAAAGAUAUGGACAAUUCUUCAGAUUUAGAAGAAACUAUGGUACGAGCUCUUUUAAAUAGCAAGGUCAAGUGUGCCAUGUCAAACAAGGUUCUCGCCGAAGAGAUUUCGAGCAACCUGCAACCUUCUGUAUUAAGUUUAAUCAGUAAAGAAAUGCAACAACAAAUUAGACCAGUUGUAAAAAAAACACUGGAAGAAUUGAAGGUAAUUAUUCAAAAUGAAAUAUCUACAAAACUGACUGCCUCUGAUCAAAUCCUUAAGGAUAAUCUUGGUAAACUAAUUCGUAGUAAGCCAUUCAUGGAGACUUUAAACAGCCAGUUGAGUAUAUCUGCCGGGAACGCAAUGGAACACAUUUAUAAAGAUACUUUUACAAAGCUCGCCGUUCCAGUUUUUGAAAAGGCCUGUGCCAAUCUUUUUAAACAAAUCAACGAUACUUUUUCAAAAGGCCUAACAGAAUAUAUUAAAGAAAUAGAGGCUCACGCUUGUAAGUCAAACGAAAGGAUGAAUAUGGAAAUCAUAGCGAUGCAGUCUGCAACUGAACACAUGACUGUAGCAACGCAAAAAUUUUCAACACUUGUUGAAAAGGAAACAAAAAGAUUGGAAGAUGCAAUAUUAGAAGUAGGUAGAAACAUUAAAGGUAGUACAUUGAAUAAUGGCAACAUGAGGUCAGGCACAGCAACUCCUGCCCAACAUUUUUUAGACUCACAGCAACUAAUAACACAACUGUCCCAAUUGAUAAAACAGGGCGAUUAUAACACUGCAUUCCAACAGGCAUUGUCGGCUUCUGACUUAAGCCUCGUUAUGUAUGUUUGUGAAAAAGUUGGACCCCACCAGGUUUUCACACAAAACGGCUGCCUUCUACAGCAACACAUACUAUUAUCACUUAUUCAACAACUGUCCGCUGAUAUGUCGCACCAUUCCGAAACAAAAUAUAAGUACCUUGAAGAGGCAAUUAUGAAUUUGGACAAUUGCAAUGCUAAUACUCGUGAACACAUGCCAAAUGUUUUAGGAGUGUUGCUUAAACAACUUCAAGUUUAUAUUGCUACGAACCCCAAAGGAAAAUUCAACAGGAGGGCGAAAAUGUUGACAAUGGCGACCCAGUCGCUACUUUAAUUCCAAUAUCAUUAUUAAUAGUUAAAAAAAAAUAUUUUGUGUAUAGAUGUUUAUCCUUCCUUAGUCUAUUUAAUAACUAUUUCUAAUUGGAUAAGUGCUUAUUCAAAAUUUGUAUUGAGAU
Cimex lectularius (bed bug) is the source of this 3424-nucleotide messenger RNA. It is a transcript of the gene Ge-1, whose product is annotated as enhancer of mRNA-decapping protein 4. Gene Ontology annotation, molecular function: protein binding. Gene Ontology annotation, biological process: deadenylation-independent decapping of nuclear-transcribed mRNA. The record is from RefSeq and is a predicted model, not a curated record. Gene Ontology annotation, cellular component: P-body. The coding region runs from base 181 to 3303 and encodes 1040 amino acids. Lineage: Eukaryota; Metazoa; Arthropoda; Insecta; Hemiptera; Cimicidae. The transcript is spliced from 21 exons.